UUCAUCUCUUUCCCUACCUCAUCAUCUCGCUUGCUCUUUUCCAUGGCAAAUUAACAAACAUGGUGAUGCAUGCUGUUGACGCUCAAAGGACGAGAAACAUCAUACCCUCUGCCAUCGACAAGAAGUUAGAUCGACUCCGUCGGAUCGUGCAGAUUAAGCAAGUGAUGCGGCGGUGGCGGGCGCUCACCCUCCGCCGCUGGCCCUCCGUCCCCGGCGGCGGUGGCCGGGGAGGAGGAGGAGGAUCUGUAGCGGUGUACGUUGGUCCCGAUCGGCGCAGGUUCUCGGUACCGGCGCGGUUCCUCAACCUCCCCGUCUUCGCGGCGCUGCUCGAGAGGGCGGAGGAGGAGUACGGCUUCCAGCCGGCAGGCGGCCUCGCUAUCCCCUGCGACCCGGUAUUCUUCCGCUGGGUCCUCGACACGCUCGGCCGCGACAAGGCCCGAUUCGCCCCGCUCGGCCUCGACGCUCUCCUCGCCCUUUUCGCCGCCGGCGAUGCCACUUCCGCCUGCAGGGACGCUGCCACCUCCAAUGCCCUCUCUCCAUUGCUCCCCAAAACUAGGGCUUGAUCGUUACUCUUCUGUCUUUUCCUUCGUACGGAGUGGAAGAUCCAUCCACGAGAUCCUCAACAGUGACUCAAGCGGAACACGAGUCCCUUUUUGAGUAAAACUUGGCCUUCUUCUUCCUCGUUAAAAAUUGAGUUUUUACUGCUGAUUUAUAAGUCAAUUGCUAAAUGGGUGCUUUCUUCAAGAUCGUUGUUUUCUCUCCGAAUCAUCUGCAGUGUAAGAUUUGUGCACCCGAAGUCAGAUUUGUCUAUUGUGCUUUCUGUAAAAGAUCCCUUUUGACUUGUGUUUCA
Messenger RNA from Zingiber officinale, 850 nucleotides. Its product is annotated as auxin-responsive protein SAUR50-like. Bases 60 to 563 code for a protein of 167 amino acids. NCBI's taxonomy places the organism in Eukaryota, Viridiplantae, Streptophyta, Magnoliopsida, Zingiberales, Zingiberaceae. The transcript has a single exon. The record is from RefSeq and is a predicted model, not a curated record. Gene Ontology annotation, biological process: response to auxin.